UUCUGCGCCGGAUCUGGGAGUGGGGCGGGCGCCAUUGUGCUUCUCUGCGGACUGCUUUGCCUCAGUUAGAGGCCUAGAACUCCGAGGAAGAAGGCGGUGGUGCGGUCGUUGUGAGAGGGACGCGCCCUGUUCAUUGCCAGCUCGGGAAGAGAGGAAACUUCAAGAAUGGAGUCUAAACCUUCAAGGAUUCCAAGAAGAAUUUCUGUUCAACCAUCCAGCUCUUUAAGUGCUAGGAUGAUGUCUGGAAGCAGAGGAAAUAGUUUAAAUGAUACCUAUCAUUCAAGAGACUCUUCAUUUAGACUGGAUUCUGAAUAUCAGUCUACAUCAGCAUCAGCAUCACCAUUUCAGUCUACUUGGUAUAGUGAAUCUGAGAUAACUCAGGGAGCACGCUCAAGAUCACAAAACCAGCAACGGGAUCAUGAUUCAAAAAGACCUAAACUUUCCUGUACAAACUGUACAUCUACCUCAGCUGGGAGAAAUAUUGGACAUGGUUUAAAUACUGUAUCAGAAUCUUCUUGGAGGCAUAAUCAAGUUCCUAGAUCUUCAUCAAUGGUACUUGGAUCAUUUGGGACUGACUUAAUGAGAGAGAGAAGAGAUUUAGAGAGAAGAACAGAUUCUUCCCUUAGUAGUCUUAUGGAUUAUAGCCAUCGAAGUGGUGAUUUUGCAACUUCAUCAUAUGUUCAAGACAGAGUUCCUUCUUCAUAUUCACAGGGAGCAAGACCAAAAGAUAACUCAGUGAGCACUUUACAGUUGAAUACAUCAUCUACAAACCACCAAACGCCUUCUGAACAUCAGACUGUACCAUGUUCUAGGGACUCUGGUAGAAAUUCUCUAAGAUCAAAUUUUUCUCCAAGAGAAUUGGAAUCUCCCCAACGCAGUACACAGCCUGGAUUUUCUUAUAUUUCAAAUAGAGAUGAAACCUCAACCAUAAGCAGUUCAGAUAGGGUUGGUUCAUCUCAAAGAUCAUUUCAAGAAUCUUCUGACAACGAAGGUAGACGUUCAACCAGAAGAUUGCUGUCACGUAUAGCUUCUAGUAUGUCAUCUACCUUUUUCCCCCGAAGGUCUAGUCAGGAUUCCUUGAAUGCAAGAUCAUUGAGUUCUGAAAAUUCUUAUGUUUCUCCAAGAAUCUUGACAGCUUCACAGUCUCGUAGCAAUGCAGUGUCAACUUCUGAUGUUCCUGAUAAUAGGGCAUCUGAAGCCUCUCAGGGAUUUCGAUUUCUUAGGCGAAGAUGGGGUUUGUCAUCUCUUAACCAAAAUCAUAGCUCUGAGCCUGAUUCAGAAAAUUUUAACCAAGAAUCCGAAGGUAGAAAUACAGGACCGUGGUUAUCGUCCUCACUUAGAAAUAGAUGCACACCUUUGUUCUCUCGAAGGAGACGCGAGGGACGAGAUGAAUCUUCAAGGAUACCUACCUCUGAUAUACCAUCUAGAUCUCAUCAUAUUUUUAGAAGAGAAUCAAGUGAAGUGGUUCACCUUGAAGCACAAAAUGAUCCUCUUGGGGCUACUGCCACCAGAUCACAAGCAUCUGCAGCAUCGAGUAGUUCUGCUACAGGAGGCUCCACGUCUGAUUCAGCUCACAGUGGAAGAAAUACAGGAAUAACAGGGAUCCUUCCUGGUUCCUUAUUUCGAUUCGCAGUCCCCCCAGCACUUGGAAAUAAUUUGACCGACAAUGUCAUGAUCACUGUAGAUAUUAUUCCUUCAGGCUGGAGUUCAUCUGAUGGGAAAAGUGAUAAAACUAAAAGUGCACCUUCAAGAGACCCAGAAAGACUGCAGAAAAUAAAAGAGAGCCUCCUUUUAGAGGAUUCUGAAGAAGAAGAAGGUGACUUAUGUAGAAUUUGUCAGAUGGCAGCUGCAUCAUCAUCUAACUUGCUGAUAGAGCCAUGCAAGUGCACGGGAAGUUUGCAGUAUGUUCACCAAGAUUGUAUGAAAAAGUGGUUACGGGCCAAAAUUAACUCUGGUUCUUCAUUAGAGGCUGUAACCACCUGUGAACUCUGUAAAGAGAAGUUGCAGCUUAACCUGGAGGAUUUUGAUAUUCAUGAACUACAUAGAGCUCAUGCAAAUGAACAAGCUGAGUAUGAGUUUAUCAGCUCUGGUCUCUACCUAGUUGUAUUAUUGCACUUGUGCGAACAAAGCUUUUCUGAUAUGAUGGGAAAUACAAAUGAACCAAGCACACGUGUCCGAUUUAUUAACCUUGCAAGAACUCUUCAGGCACAUAUGGAAGAUCUCGAAAGUCCUCAUGGACCUUUAAUAGGCAGCCAGCUCCGCCAGCAGCUUCAAUCUCUUAAGAUCACGUUCCAGCAUUAGGACUUCUGCCUGGGCUCCUAUGUGAAGGCACUUAAUGCCCAAAUCUUUACAGGCAUCUGCACAGCUUAACCUCAAAGUCCUACAACCUCCAGGGUGCUUCAUACCAGGUGGGCACAGAUAUUGGUGGCUCUGAAACAGUUAGUUCCUGGGAAUUCAAGAUUUCCCUACCUGUUAAUACUUUUUCACCCAAAGCAACUGGCUCUCCAUGAUCAGAUUCCAUUACACUCUUUGAAGUGUUUUAAAAUAUAUAUUCUCUACUACUUGGUUAUCUUCUGUACUCAUUUUCAAAACACUUGGAGUGUUACCUGUAGUGUGCAUGUUUUGUUUUUUGUUUUUUUUGUUUUCUGUUUUGUGUUUUUUACCUUUAGGGAAACCUCAGCAUCCUUUGAGGUAACGUUUGAGAAGGACUUGAAUAUUUUAAGACGUGGAGUUUUAAUUCCUUGAAUAUUCUAAGACAUGGGUUUUUGUCAUUAAAUCUGUACUAUAGAGGUAUAACCAGAUGCCUUUUCACAGUUUAGUGUAUGUGAACAUGGUAUAUAAAGGAGUCUGGUAUAUAAAGUGGGAAUUCAUUUGGUGUACAUCUUUAUUUUCUUUUAUACACACUUCUUUACAUCCCUUAUGUUAUCUAACACAAAGAUCUCUCUUAGCAAAUUAUAAUUUAUACUUUGCCAGAUGUGAUGGUCGUAAUUUGUUUCAGAUGGUAGUAAUAUUUUCCCCAGAUUGCUUUUUUGGUAACAUUCUCAUUUUGUAGUUUCCUAAACGUAGCAGUGUUUACUCCCAACAUGUGAGAAAGAUGGAGGUGAAAUAUACCUAGAUUCAGCUGAGAAUGAAAGCUGUCGUGGUGCUACAAGUUCACUAAGUACCAGAAUAUUAAUGUAUUCUAAAAGUUGGCUCUCACUGAAUUUUCUUCUCCUGUGGAGUUAAUUGAAUAGAAAACAUGAGAAGUUUCCUGAAAAACUUUUAUUUCUUAGUUUUUCUCCAUGAUAUAGCAUAAAAUUUAACCAUAGGAUUUAAUCAUCUGUGAACCAAGUAUAUGCUUGCUAUCAUUUACUAAAAAUGGAUUUAAGAUUUCUGUAAGAGAAAUUGAAACAUGAAAACUUAAGUUUCAUCCAUACAUAUAGUAUGUUUUUAUUGAUUCUGUUUGUUGAGUGCUCUUAAAUAUUGGGUCUAAUAUUAAUAAAAGAAGAGUAUACAUUUAGCCUUUCUGCCCUUGGUAAUAGGGGAAAUGCUGGUUGUGUAUUUUUUUAGUGAAUUCCAUUUUCCUCAACACAUAGAACAGUUUAUAGAAUCCAUAGUUUUAUACUUAUGUCCUUCCUAUAGGCAGUCUAGGGUGUUUAUUUUAAACUUCUGAGCUAAUACACUGACUCUUCAAUAAAUUGCAACUCAGAAAUGUUGCAAACAUGUUUCUGACAAUGUAGAGGCAUAGGAAUAAUCUCAACAAAAGUUUUUUCUAAAUCCAGUUGUUUUAACUUAGGCUGUGUCUAUAUAAAGCUUUUUGGACUUAAUAGAGCUUUUUCUUGGCAUUGUAUAGACAUAGCUUUGAUGAAAAUUGCAAGAAUACCCAUAACCUAUUCUGUGUACAUUUUUUUUCAUUCUCAUCGGAUGCAUCAAACAUGCAGCGGUAAUAAACCAGAUUCUACUCAGGUGUGUGAGAGCACUUGCCUUAAGUUCAUUUUUUCUCUAGUGUCUAUAUCAUUAGCUACUAUGAACCACAGGCUGAUCUCAGAAGCUUUUUAGAAGAGAUGUUCUUGAAGCACAUUUUUAAACAUCCUCAUUUUGAUAAAAACUAACAUAAAAAGAUGUGGGGGGUGGGAGCAUUAUGGAUGGGCAUCACCCACAGUCAAACCACCCCUAACCCUGUCAUAACUUAUCAUUUUGACCAAACAGUAUACUAAAUUGGGGUUUUUAUUUUACAAGUCAUUGCUGUUCUGGCUUCAUAUUUACACAUCCAUUCUCAUCCCCCUUAAAAUCAUUCUUGAUCAUCCUGUUUUCUUUCAACAGCUUCAGAGGAUGAUUCCGAAGAAGAUGGAGAGCCUAACAGAACAUUUGAUAUUGCCUAACUUCAUAUAAGACAAAUGGAUGAUCUGUGAACAAGUGUUUAUUAAAACUGGCAAUUACGUAUAAAUUAAUUUUGUGGGGAAUGCCUGUUGAAUACAUUGACUAUAUAGAUAUAGAUAUCUAUGUUGAUAUCUAUAUCUAUAAUUCUCCAGUAUUGCUGAAUUAAAAUUCUCCUGGACCUUUUAACAUGGCCAGUGAAUCUGAUGUUUAUAAACUGGUCAUCAAAAGUAUUUUUCUUUUAGGUGAGUGGGAAAUGUUAUCCUUGUUUUAAAUAUCUAAGUAAUGCUGAUGACCCUUUUUUGUGUUCUGAUUACUGUAGUCAUAUUUAUGAAAAAAAAAAGUUCAUGUUUUUAGUUUCUUGCUAGUGAAAAAAGUGGGAUAAAAUAUGCUUUUGAAAUAAAAUGGCACCUAAUUAUUUUUCCUUUCAAAAUGCCUUAAGUUGCAGUCUUAUUUUCAUCAUUUGCUUCCAGUGUUUAUAAAAAAAUAAUUGGGAAGUUAUGAAAGCAUUAUAUAUUAGGUUCCCAAAUUUAAUAUGAAUCCUAAAUUCACUUAGCAAUAAAAUCUUAUUUUUAAGAAGUAUAUAAAUAUAAAAUGUAUAAAUGAUGGAUAAAUUUUUGUAUCGAUUUGCAAAGUGCAGAUUAUAUUUGAUAGGCCAUAGUAUGUGAUAGUCCUUUAGGAGUAUUACAGCUGUAAAUUAUAUCAGAAUUGCCCAUCAAAUGCUAUUUGGAAAAAAAAAUUAUUGCAAUCUCAAGUUAAAAUAUUUUUAAAUCCCACAUUUAAAGUUUAAAACACUGGUUUUCAAUGUGUUUUUUUUAGUGUUGUCACUUCUUUAUAGAUAAAUAUUAUAUAAAUAACCUGUUUGGAUCCUGGUCGUUUUUAACUGUUCCUUGGUAAUUCUGAGCAUUUAUUUAAUGACUUAAUAUUUUUCACUACUUUUGGAGAACAGAUGAACAUCACCUAUUCACCAUGAAUAGAUCUACACCACGGUCAGGAGUUGUGUAUACUUUCGUAACACUGUAUAUUUCCUCUGUCAAUACCCUUAGGAUAUACUUUUAAACACCUUCAGGUCGUUUCAGAUUAUAAAUAAAGUCUUGUGUUAUGAUAACUAACUACAUUUUCAGAACCUAAAUAGAAACCAUGUAAUUUUUCAAAUGUGAAUCAACAGUUUGCCUACACUUAGUUUGUUGGUCUUAAUGUAAAACCUUGGCUGGAAAUAAAAUGCAUACUGAUUGAUUUA
Hyaena hyaena (striped hyena) is the source of this 5596-nucleotide messenger RNA. It is a transcript of the gene MARCHF7, whose product is annotated as membrane associated ring-CH-type finger 7. Bases 166 to 2301 code for a protein of 711 amino acids. Gene Ontology annotation, biological process: protein autoubiquitination. Gene Ontology annotation, molecular function: ubiquitin binding; zinc ion binding; ubiquitin conjugating enzyme binding. Lineage: Eukaryota; Metazoa; Chordata; Mammalia; Carnivora; Hyaenidae. The transcript has 10 exons. Gene Ontology annotation, cellular component: nucleus. The record is from RefSeq and is a predicted model, not a curated record.